Messenger RNA from Dichotomopilus funicola, 786 nucleotides. RefSeq lists its product as uncharacterized. Lineage: Eukaryota; Fungi; Ascomycota; Sordariomycetes; Sordariales; Chaetomiaceae. The transcript has 2 exons. The coding region runs from base 1 to 786 and encodes 261 amino acids. The record is from RefSeq and is a predicted model, not a curated record. Gene Ontology annotation, cellular component: cytoplasm; nucleus.
AUGGAGCAACAAAUACCCCUGAGCCAUGAGGCGUCGGCCGGCAACACCAACAUGCGCGUAACCACCACGCUCCCGCCCGAAGUCGUCCAGUGCCUUGAGAACGCCCGCUUCCUUCAUCUGGCCACCUGCUCUGACAACGUACCCCACGUCUCGCUGAUGAACUACACCUACCUCCCAUCUUCACCGCACUCCCGCUUGCCCGUCAUCGUCAUGACCACCAACCCGGCCAGCAAGAAAAUGAACAACCUCGCCGCUAAUCCCAGUGUCUCCCUACUCGUCCACGACUGGGUCUCCCACCGCCCAACACCCACCUCCCAAGCCCGCCGUCUCUCCUCCGACGGCAACGGUGGCGGCAACCGCACAUCCGCCUCCCGCUCCCCACACCGCGAACCGACCUCCUCCCUCGCAGCCCUCCUCUUCAACCUGAACACCUCCGCCGUCUCCUCCAUCAGCGCCACCAUCAACGGCAGUGCUCGCCUCGUCCCCCGCGGCUCUGAUGAAGAGAAAUACUAUCGCGAGGUGCACCUGGAGAAUAACACGUUUUCGGACGCGGCUGGGCCCGGGGCGGCUGCGGCGGCGGAUAUUUUGUUUGGGACGACGGGAUCUGGAGAAGGUACUGGCGGUGGUGGUGGUGGUGGGGCGGAGAGGUUUGCGGCGGGUGAUGAUGCGAGGGUGAUUGUGGUGGGGAUACAGGAUGUGAGGAUUGCGGAUUGGAAGGGGGCUAUUACGGAUUGGGUGAUUGCGGAUUCUGGGGAGGCAGAGGGGGGUAUUAAUGGGGUGCGGUGA